GUAAAAUAAUCAAGGCAUAUUUCAAUUAUUCGUUGGUUAUAUAAAUGGAUUUGAUCUAUAAAUAGGGGCAUCUUGAUGAGUGAUGAACAGAAAAAGCCACCGAAAAGAAAUGAGGGGAACAGAGUUCAAAGGGCACGUCCUGCUGCUCCCUUAUCCAAGCCAGGGCCACAUUAACCCUCUUCUCCAAUUCGCUAAGCGUUUAGCCUCCAAAGGUCUCAAGGCUACAUUAGCAACUACCCAUUACACUGUCAAGUCCAUCUGUGCCCCAAAUGUCACCGCUGAACCCAUUUCCGAUGGCUUUGACGAAGCUGGCUAUGCUCAGGCCAAGGACGUUGAGUUGUACCUCAAGUCCUUCAAGGCCAAUGGCUCCAGAACUUUGUCUCUGCUCAUCCAAAAAUUCCAGAAUUCUAGUGUUCCUGUCAAUUGUAUUGUGUAUGAUUCUUUUCUGCCAUGGGCUCUUGAUGUGGCCAGGCAACAUGGCAUUUAUGGAGCUCCAUUUUUUACUAAUUCAGCUACUGUGUGUAGCAUUUUCUGUCGCAUACAUUAUGGGCUACUUACCCUGCCCCUGGAGUUGGAGGAUAAUAAACCUUUGUUAUUACCUGGCCUGCCUCCAUUAUACUAUUCUGACUUGCCAACUUUUCUCAGGUUGCCAGAGAGCUACCCAGCUUAUUUGGCUAUGAAAUUGAGUCAGUUUUCUAACUUGCACAUGGCUGACUGGAUUUUUGCAAACACCUUCGAAGAGUUAGAAAGCAAGGAGGCAGGAGGCAUAUCAAAGCUUUGGCCGGCGAAGUUGAUCGGUCCGAUGGUUCCAUCUUCCUACUUGGAUGGCCGGAUUGAAGGAGACAAAGGAUAUGGAGCAAAUCUAUGGAAUCCACUUGGGGAAGAGUGUUUGAGAUGGCUAGAAACAAAGGCACCUCAAUCAGUGGUGUACGUAUCUUUAGGAAGCAUGGUUUCCUUAACAGUAGAACAGAUGGAAGAACUUGCAUGGGGCUUGAGAGAAAGCAACUUAAACUUCUUGUUAGUUGUGAGAGAAUCUGAAAUGAAUCAACUUCCAACUGGGUUCGUAGACUCAACAAAUGACAAGGGUCUAAUAGUGACAUGGUGCAACCAGCUUGAAAUGCUGGCACACAAAACCAUAGGCUGUUUCGUGACACACUGUGGGUGGAAUUCGACCCUUGAAGCUCUGAGCCUUGGUGUACCAAUGGUGUGCAUACCACAAUGGACUGACCAAGUUCCUAAUGCCAAGUUUGUGGAAGAUGUCUGGAAGGUGGGGAUUAGAGCAAAGGAGGAUGAGAAAGGAGUUGUGAGGAAAGAAGAAGUGGUUAGAUGUUUGAAGGAAGUAAUGGAAGGAAACAAAAGCUAUGAGAUCAAGAAGAAUGCGAGAAAAUGGAGUCAGGAGGCCAGAAAAACAGUUGGUGAAGGAGGCAGCUCUGAUAAGCAUAUCAAUGAUUUUGUCCAGCAUUUGGAACUUGCUAAUAAGAAAGAAGAGGCAAAGGUUUUGAAUGGCUAUCGUUAGAGUCAUCAGAUUUCACAAAUCUUUUCCCCUGGAUUAGGCAUAUUCCAUAAAUUACCAGUGGGUCUUCUGAUAUUGUCUUCUUUUUCCAUAUUCUUGGUUAAUGGUUUUUUUUUUUUUUUUUUUUUUUUUUUCAGUAGUAACCAAUGAAUGUAAUCUAUUUAUAGAUCAGUAACAGGUGUUUUCUUUUACCAA
Molecule: messenger RNA, 1708 nt
Organism: Hevea brasiliensis (rubber tree)
Lineage: Eukaryota; Viridiplantae; Streptophyta; Magnoliopsida; Malpighiales; Euphorbiaceae
Product: UDP-glycosyltransferase 74B1
Exons: 2
Coding region: 83-1516 (477 amino acids)
Molecular function (GO): UDP-glycosyltransferase activity
Source: RefSeq, a predicted model, not a curated record